Magallana angulata is the source of this 3593-nucleotide messenger RNA. Its product is annotated as small G protein signaling modulator 3 homolog. Gene Ontology annotation, molecular function: protein binding. NCBI's taxonomy places the organism in Eukaryota, Metazoa, Mollusca, Bivalvia, Ostreida, Ostreidae. The record is from RefSeq and is a predicted model, not a curated record. The transcript has 20 exons. Bases 106 to 2514 code for a protein of 802 amino acids.
AUUUGCAUAAAAAAUCAUAAUGUAAAAACAACAAUGGCGGAGAUGCGAUUUGUGCAGACGGUUUAAUGUUUGUACUCGGAUAAAUAAGACUUUUUGUAUUACGCCAUGGAACUGGCUAAGUCAGUGUUUGGCUCAAGAAAUCCGGAUGGAUAUAGCAGUAAAGCUACAACUGUUGAGACAUUGUCAGAAGAUGAAGACGACUUGGUGGCUGGACACGUAGAAAACGUCAGUGUCUCCACUGGUCAGUACGCAAGUUCAUCUGACUUUGUUCCCACCCCUGGGGGGCCAUUCUCAGCAUUGACUCCAUCUAUGUGGCCAGAAGAUAUACUAGCAAAGUUAGGAAAUCCACCAGAAGAUCCCAAUGGCCAGCUUGAUUACAGAUAUGAUGAGUUUGGAUUUAAAGUAGAGGAGGAAGAUGGUCCUGAAGAGAAUUCAAGUAAACUUCUGAGUACUCCUUUUGUGGAAGACCCUCAGCAUCGCUUGAAGUGGACAGCAUACUUAGAGUUCACACAUAACAAUGAAGUGGGGGAUUUGACAUGGGACAAGGUUGAACCCAGACUGCCCAGAUCUGAGAAGUUGCGAGGGAUGGUGAAGCAGGGGAUUCCCCAUUCCCUCCGCCCACACAUCUGGAUGAGGCUAUCAGGAGGAAUGGAGAAGAAACUCAAGUCUGACCUGACUUACAAAGACAUCGUCAAGGCCAGCUCUAAUGACCUACUUAUGACAUCAAAACAGAUUGAGAAGGACCUACUAAGAACAAUGCCAAGCAAUGCUUGCUUCUGUAAUAUCCAUGGAACUGGGGUUCCGAGGCUUAGGAGGAUACUGAGGGGUCUGGCCUGGCUGUAUCCAGACAUCGGCUACUGUCAGGGCACUGGAGUAAUUGCGGGCUCCCUGCUGCUGUUUAUGGAGGAGGAGGACACGUUCUGGAUGAUGUGUGCCAUCAUUGAGGACCUACUGCCGGCCUCUUACUACUCCAGUACUUUGAUUGGGAUUCAGGCGGAUCAGAGGGUGAUGAGGCAGUUGAUAAUAAGCUACUUACCAGACAUAGACCUUGUGCUGAAGGAACAUGAUAUAGAGCUCUCCCUGAUCAGCCUGCACUGGUUCCUCACUAUAUUCGCCAGUGUGGUUCACAUGAAGGUGCUCCUCAGGAUCUGGGAUCUAUUUUUCUAUGAGGGUUCCACCGUCCUCUUCCAAAUCACAAUGGGCAUGCUUAAGAUGAAGGAAGAAGAGUUGCGUACCCUUGACAACUCAGCUCAGAUCUUUAAUUCCCUGUCAGAUGUGCCAGGUGAUGUUCAGGAUGUAGAGGAACUAAUUGAGGUCUCAUACCGAGUGGCUGGCUCGCUCACAGAUAUGGUGAUAGAAUCUCAGAGAAGGAAACACUUAGCCUACUUAAUGGCAGACCAAGGUGCAAUAGUUAACCCAGACUCAGCAAAGAACCUGCCCAAACAGCAAUUAAACAAAAGGCAUUUGAAAAGAUCCCGCUCCUUAGUGUCAACUUUACUUUGGGGAGAGAUGGAAGAAGAUGACUUUGGUAAAGCUAAAAAUAUACGCCAAACAGAAAUUCUUGUGGACCUGAGGGAGGCCAUAUUGAAAAUAGCCCGCCAUUUCCAGUCCCUGGACCCCAAGAAUAAUAAAGUGAUAUUAACAGCAGACUAUGCAAUGGAAAGUCAUGCCAGGGAUCUAGAGAACUAUCUAAAUGUGGCAAGGAACAAGAGGAGGAGAGCGAAGGCAUUGCUCGACUUCGAGAGGCAUGAUGAUGAUGAGUUAGGCUUCAGAAAGAAUGACAUCAUUACAAUCAUAUCUCAGAAGGAUGAGCACUGUUGGGUGGGGGAGCUGAAUGGGUUGAGAGGCUGGUUCCCUGCCAAGUUUGUGGAGUUGCUGGAUGAAAGAAGUAAGCACUACAGCUCUGCUGGAGACGACAGUGUCACAGAGACGAUUACAGACCUGGUCAGGGGAACAUUAUGUCCAGCAUUGAAGGCUGUGUUUGAGCAUGGGUUGAAGAGGUCAUCUAUUCUAGGGACCCCCUGUCAUCCUUGGUUGUUUUUAGAGGAGGCAGCAACCAAGGAAGUGGAGAAGGACUUCCAGUCUGUGUACUCCAGACUAGUGUUGUGUAAAACCUACAGACUUGAUGAAGAUGGCAAAGUACUUACACCAGAAGAGAUUUUAUACAGGGCUGUCCAUGCUGUAAAUGUGUCACAUGAUGCUUGCCAUGCUCAGAUGGAUGUCAAGUUCCGGUCACUCAUUUGUUGUGGCCUUAAUGAGCAGGUACUACAUCUGUGGCUGGAGACUCUGUGUUCUGGUCUGGACAUCGUAGAGAAGUGGUAUCACCCCUGGUCAUUCAUGCGUAGUCCAGGCUGGGUACAAAUCAAAUGUGAACUAAGGCUUUUAUCCCAGUUUUCAUUCAAGCUCUCGAGAGACUGGGAAAUCCCUCAACAGACUAAAGAGUCCUACAAGCCUUUAAAGGAAGGAGUCAAGGAUAUGUUAGUUAAACAUCAUCUGUUCAGUUGGGAUCUUUAAUUCCAUCAGUUAGAAUCUGUUAGACAAAGGUGUAGGAAGGGAUGUUUUCAUUUGUUUGGUUCAGAAUUCACAUAUAUUUAACUUUCUUACAUUCUGUUACCUUGUAAGUUGUGAUAUUGUUAUCUUAACUUUAGUUUCUGUGUUUAGUUAAUUUGCAGAUUUAUUAAUGUGAAUUUACUGAUAAUUGAAAUCAAGUUAAUAAUGUGGCUUAGUUACUUUUUCAAAGGAGACUAAAAUACAAUCACGUUUGUUUCCACUAUGUUUGAUUUAUAAAGAUUUUUGUUGUGCUUAGUUUGUUUAGGAGUCCACUAUGAUUUGUUAAAGAAGAUGAUAACUGUGAAUCAAUGAAAUGGAAGUCGCCUUUGAUUGCUUAGUGUGGAAGUCCAUUGUGAUUGGUUAGUUUGAAAGUCCAUUAUGAUUGGUUAGUUUGGAAGUCCAUUAUGAUUGGUUAAGUGGAAGUCGACUAUGAUUGGCUAGUUUUGAAGUCCACCUCUCUUGGUUAAUGCCGGAGUUUUCUGUGAUUGGUUAGAACUGAAAUCCAAUCUUCUUGGUGGUUGAUGUCAUAGUUGGAUUAAUUGUAAGUUUAGUGGAAUUUGUUUCCAGUUCAGAUCUUUUAAAAAGAUGUUAAGUUUUAGAGGUUCCAUAAAUGAGUCGUAUUCUUUUCAUCUUAAAUGUCCUUCUUCUUACCCCCAGCAAUUUACAUGUAUAUGUAAUCACAGCCUUGGUAUAGUGUGUGUUGCUCUCUGUGUCCCUGUGUACUGCCCUUCCCUCCAUGGACACUCAAGGUUGUGAGUUUAUUAUUCAGUACAAAGAGGGAUAUUGACUCCAGGUUAACGGAUCUACAACAGAGUUGAAGGCUUCUCAACAGCUAUGGGUUAUAUGUCUGUGAUAUGUGAUAAAUACGUUUACAGAUUUAUUUCUGUAACUCUAGUUGAUUAUUGCACCCCUCAAAACUACUUUAUUAUAUUUAUGAAAUACUUCAUGAAAUUAUUUAAUAAUUAUGCUCUUCGUAAAGAUCAGUGGACAAUCAUUACCCCACAUAUAUGUUUUGACGUGCAAUAAAAUAUAACCUACUGUUA